Messenger RNA from Medioppia subpectinata, 1353 nucleotides. The record is from the annotation of a GenBank genome assembly. NCBI's taxonomy places the organism in Eukaryota, Metazoa, Arthropoda, Arachnida, Sarcoptiformes, Oppiidae.
AUGCGCAUUUAUAAUGUGUUUUACUCCACAAUAAAUUGGUUGUGGAGUCUAUUCAUUCGGGCGCAUAAAAAAGACCUCGAGUUUAGUGACCUCUACCGGUGCCCGGAAUCAGAUGAGACACAUCGGGUCCGACGGAAGCUGGAAAUCAAUUGGGAUAAACAAUUAAAAAGUAAAAGAAAACCAUCGUUAUAUUGGGCACUAUUCGCAUCGUUCGCACCCGAACUCAUAGUUCUUUGUAUAAUCGAUGCAAUCCGGGAUGUGGGGCUAAACUUGUUUCAACCGUAUUGUAUCGUGUAUUUGGUCAGAUAUUUCAGCAAUGAUCCCAACAUAAGCCAGUGGUUGGCCACGUGGGCAGCCGUGGGUAUUGUGCUGGCGUCAAUUGGUAGCAUGUUGAUAGUACAUGUGAAUUUUGCCACGUGCAGCAAAGUUGGGCUCAGAAUUCGUGCCGCCUGUUGUGCCCUUAUCUACCGCAAGUCAAUGCGUUUAAGUCACUCAUCACUCGGACAGACAACCGUUGGCCAGAUAUUGAACAUUAUGUCUAACGAUGUCCACAGAUUUGAUGAGAUCACAAUCAUUAUUUGUGGCGCCACUGCAGGCGGCGAUUGUGUUAUACCUAUUGUGGCCAUCCCUUCGGUGGGCGGGUUUUGCCGUCGAAUGUUUCGAAAAGUACGCCAAAAGACGGCCAAAUUAACCGACAGUCGAAUCCGUUUAAUGCAAGAGAUUAUCGCCGGAAUGCGUGUCAUAAAGAUGUACGCCUGGGAACAGCCCUUCGCACUGUUGGUCGCAACCGCUCGCAAGUCAGAAGUGAAACAAAUUCGCGUUAAUCUUUCGAUAUAUUUUGUUAUAUUACGGGUUAUAAUAUACGCCUGUUUUCUAACAUAUGUACUGACGGAUGGGCUGUUGUCGGCGGAGACAGCCUUUGCCACUAUUGCCUACUUUAAUGUCAUGCGUUAUACAAUAGGGUUGAAUGUAUCGUUAACUAUAGCCGUUUGUAGUGAACUAAUUAUAGUCAUCAAACGUAUCCAGAAUUUUCUAUUACUCGACGAGAUGAGUGGUUUGGAUGAGAGGGAAGGGAAAGACAACGAGGCGUUCAUUUCGAGUGAAAAUGAGAUAAUUCUCGGAGUAAUGGAAAACAUUUCGAGUAAUGAAGAAAAAGGCGUUUUUAUAGACAAAAUGAGCGUUCGUUGGAAUAAUGAGACGACUGAACCCACGCUUCGGGACAUUAGUCUAAGUGUAAAACCCGGCGAACUGUUGGCUGUCAUCGGAUCGGUUGGCAGUGGAAAGAGCUCAUUAUUAAUGACAAUACUGAAUGAGAUAUCGCUAGUGUCAAGUCGAGUGGUAGUGAGGGGUCGG